AUGUCCCUCCUAUUAGCGCCCGUCGGAGCGGACGAAGAGAUAAAGCACUCCGAAAAUGCGCCGGGACCAUCGAAGCCUCGCGCUCCGGGAAGGGCUCCUGCGGGCUCGACAAGGGGUACCAACAUGGUCAUGGCCAGUCAUGGGCGGUCGCCGUGGUACGACCCGGAUGGGAAGAAUGUGGAUGCCUAUGUCAUCGGUAUAGCAGGAGGGUCUGCUUCGGGAAAGACAUCCGUGGCUCGAGCAAUCCUCUCGGCCCUGAACUUUAUCCCUACCGUCCUUAUCCUCUCCCAAGAUGCCUUUUACAAGCACCAUACGCAAGAGGAGAUAGAUCUUGCAUUCAAGAGUGACCUAGAUCUGGACCAUCCGGAUGCGAUAGACGUACCGCUGUUCGAAAAGUGUCUUCGAGAUCUGAGACUCGGCAAAGCGACUGAAAUACCGGUAUACUCUUUCGUACAUCACCAGCGUAUGCCAGAGAAGAAGCACCUGUACGGAGCAAGUGUCAUCAUCGUCGAGGGUAUCAUGGCGUUGCAAUCCCCCGAGAUGCGGGCGCUGUAUGACCUGAAGGUCUUCGUCAACUGUGAUUCAGAUCUCAUGCUUGCUCGACGGAUCAAGCGGGAUAUCAAGGAAAGAGGGCGAGAUGUCGAUGGCGUGCUCGAUCAAUAUCUCCGCUUUGUCAAGAACAGCUACGACAACUUUGUCCAGCCGUCGUCUCGGCAUGCUGAUAUCAUUGUACCUGGAUCGUCCAAUCACCUCGCUAUCGAAUUACUAGUCACCCACGUAAAGCGGCAGCUCGAUUCCCGCUCAUUGCGGUUCCGAAAACUUCUGGCGAAUAUGGAAGAACACGAUGUCAACGGGAAAAGCGUGACGGGUCAGCGUACACCAUCGGCAGACGAUCACACUCUGAUACUUCUGGAGCAAACCAACCAGCUCAGGGGUAUCAUCACCAUCCUUCGCGACCGAAACACGGAACGAGGCGACUUUAUCUUUUACGCCGACCGUCUAUCUACCCUCAUCGUCGAAAAGGCUUUGACAUUGAUACCAUACCAGCCUAAAACUGUCAAUACCCCCUUGAACCUGAAAUAUGAAGGAGUAGAGGUGAAGGAAAAGAAUCUUAUCGGAGUAUCGAUCUUGCGGUCUGGCGGUCCAUUCGUCCACGGUCUCCGUCGAGUCAUCCGGGACGUUCCUGUUGGCGCCAUGCUUAUCCAAUCUGAUCCGAAAACUGGCGAACCGCUUCUUCUUCGCGUGGAUUUACCGCAAAGCGUCAAGUCGGCGGAGACCAGCAAAGACGCCAGAGUCCUUCUCCUUGAUAGUCAAAUGGGUACCGGGGCUGCAGCAAUGAUGGCCAUCAAGGUCCUCCUCGACCACGGCGUCCCACAAGACAACAUCAUCUUCCUCACAUUCCUCAUCUCCCGUCGCGGCCGAUAUGCCGUACAUCACGCCUUCCCCCAAGUCCGAAUAAUCACUGCAGCAAUCGACGACGGUCUGCGGGAAAUGCACCUCCCGCUCACGUCGGUCGUCAUGGGCGAAGCGGCCGGCGAUGCCGAUUUCGCCGUGCGGCUCGUGGAUGACACGGAGGAUAUUGAGGAUGAUGGACUGGCUGAGAACGGCAGGGAGGACUGGCGGGAGGGUGUGGAGGGAUUGAAGACUGAUGGGAAGGGAGCGGGUGACGGGUUCAAGAUGCCUGAAAGGAGGACCGAGGAGUUGAGGUUCUCGAGGUCGAAGAAGGGCGAGGAGCGGAAGGAGAAGCGUGCUUGGGUGGUCACUCCUGGCUUUGGGCAUAUUGGCGAUCGAUACUACACAUCCUGA
This is a messenger RNA of Dioszegia hungarica, 1806 nucleotides long. RefSeq names its product uracil phosphoribosyltransferase-domain-containing protein. The transcript has 12 exons. NCBI's taxonomy places the organism in Eukaryota, Fungi, Basidiomycota, Tremellomycetes, Tremellales, Bulleribasidiaceae. Bases 1 to 1806 code for a protein of 601 amino acids. Gene Ontology annotation, molecular function: kinase activity; ATP binding. Gene Ontology annotation, cellular component: cytoplasm. The record is from RefSeq and is a predicted model, not a curated record.